Molecule: messenger RNA, 21511 nt
Organism: Xiphophorus couchianus (Monterrey platyfish)
Lineage: Eukaryota; Metazoa; Chordata; Actinopteri; Cyprinodontiformes; Poeciliidae
Gene: ahnak
Product: AHNAK nucleoprotein
Exons: 7
Coding region: 266-20566 (6766 amino acids)
Biological process (GO): regulation of RNA splicing
Cellular component (GO): nucleus; costamere; cytoplasm
Molecular function (GO): protein binding
Source: RefSeq, a predicted model, not a curated record
AAACAGAGACAUACUUCUGACAGACUGCAAACUUGUGACAGUGUGAAAAGUGCUCUCUUUAUGCUAGGGUGAAGGAGAGAAGACACGUUUUCAAGGAUGCUCAGGCGGGUGUGAGGCUUCUUUGGCGCAACGAUUGCGCACAGAAGUCAAAAAAGAAGAACACAAGAAGCAGACUGAAGCCCUUGGAUUAGCUUGAGCAAUCCAAGGAAAACAACAACAGCAUUUUCCUCACACCAGGACUGGUUUAGAGGAAAACAAAAUCAAGAUGGCUGACGAAGAGGACACCAGGGAAGUGCUCUUUCAAGACUGGGAGGGCCCAGACAAAACUGGCUUGACCAUUGAACACACAAGUGGAGGAGAGCUCCUCGUCAAAGAGGUGAAAGGGGAGUCACCUGCAGCACGAUCUGGAAAAGUAUAUGAAGGCGAUCAGAUUGUGGGUGCAACUAUCUACUUUGAAAAUAUGAGCUCCGAAGAGACAGCAGAGUUACUGAAAACAUUGAACAAACACAAAGUUGGACUGAAACUACAAAACAAAGGAGACAAAUCCCCGUGCUACUCACCCUUGAGCACACCAUGUCGUUCUCCAAUGGGCACCCUCACAUGGGAAGGGAAGUCACAGUUUGGAGCAUCAAGUCCAGAAAUCAUUCUCAGUGGAGAUGAUGAGGACUACAAGAGAAUAUACACAAAGAAGAUUAAACCAAGGCUGAAGUCUGAAGAUCUUGCAGAAGGAGUGGAUGUUCGUACAGAGCGACACAGCAGCACUAGCAGUGAUGGCAGUACUAUUACAACCAUCACUCGCCGCAUCACUACUUACACAGUGGAUAUGCCAAGUGGGAUAGGUGAGAAACUAGAACUUUCAAGCCCAGACUUCAAGGGACAACGGCAUGAAUCUGGAGAUGGCUCUCCUCGUGUCAGAAUAUUGCAUGGCAGUCCUACAGUUAAAGGGGUGGGAGAAGAGGGUGUUUUUGAGUCAUGCAAUGUAACCUAUACUGGUCUAAAAGGUAGCUCAACAGAAACACAUACAAGUGGAGAUCAGUCAAAGACAAUUAUAAGAGAGGGAACAGAAAGAAGUAAGGACCUCAGAUUCAAAGGACCUAAGUUUGGAGUUAUAGGUCACGAGGGCACUAAAAUCUUAAGAGAAAGUGAAGAACAGACAGCUGGAAGCACAGAUGAGUCUGAAAAACAGACUACAUCCGGUGAAAGUAAAAGCACUUUUAUAAAGGUUGUUACAGUAGGAGGGUCAGCAGAUGCAGAAUUAACCACAAAUGAUGAAAACAAAAGAUCAGCUAGUCUGUCUGUGUCACAAGAAGACAUUAAGUUCCAGAGACCAUCUGGAGACACAUCCCUCCACCUGAACAAGGGAUCAAGUUAUUUUGAUGUUAAAACGAUUGGAAAUUCUGCUGAUUCUGGAACGGUAUCACUUGUUACAGAAACUAAUGCCAACACUGGUUAUUCUUCACAUCCAGACAGAAAUUUAUUGACAAGUAGCCAAACUAGUCUUCCAAGUGCAAAGCCAGAAAGUGGAGAAAAAGAUGAGGGAGUUCCAGCAGCAACGAAAGUAGGGUUUAGAUGUCCUGAUAUAAACACUGAAAGAAAAGAAGGUGAUUUAAAAUUACCACUUAUAAACACAUCAUCAUUAAAGACCACUAGUCAAGGCAGCUCAGAAGAGGCCAUUAAAUAUCAAAAAAUGGAUUCAGACAUUGAUAGAUCUCAGGUAACUGACAGUGAUGGCUUUCAUUACAAAACACGAAUCAUAACAGAGAUAGACACGAGAAGUAAAGGUAAAGCCGACAUGUCAGAUUCAAAGGUAGGAGUUGAUGUAAGAAUGCCUGAGAUGAAUCUGAACUUGAAAGGUUCAACAAUCAAAGGUAAUGUGGAUGUAGAAAGUGUAAGGAUAGCAGAAGCCGACAAAAAAGAGUUUGAGUCAAAGCACGGAUUUCCAUUAUCCCAAAUUGAAACGCUAUCAGUUAACAACAAAGACCAAAAAGUUGAUGUGAGAGGGAAAAGUUGUAAAACUGAAAACGAUAUGUACAUUACAGAGCAAAACAUAAACAAAGAUGUAAAAAAAUAUGCGGAAGUGGAGGCAUCAGUCCAAACAAUACCCAGCAAAUCGGGAACAAAAAUGUCCAUGCCAGACGUAGAUAUCAACUUGAAAGGCUCAAAACAAAAAGGUCACAUGGAUGUUUCGCUCCCAAAGAUAAAAACAGAUAUCAAAUCACAUAAAAUUGACAUCAAGGGCCCAGAAGUUGAAGUUGAAGGACGAAAGGGAGAAAUUAAAAUGCCUGAAAUAAAAAUGCCCACAGUAAAUUUGAAAGAUCCAAAGGUUGUUAACAUUGACUUCCUUAAGGCACAUACAAAUGUGAAAGGACCUGAUGUUGAUAUUAAAGGACCAGAUGCAAAUCUGAAAGGGUCCAAAUUCAACAUGCCAAGAAUAACUGGACCAGAAAAAUCCAUGCAAGAUGUGGAUUUCACCUUGAAAGGCGCAAAAGUCAAAGGUGACGUGGAUGUAUCCAGUCCAAAAAUGAAAGGGAAUAUCAAAUCACCUGAAAUUGACAUCAAAGGUCCAGAAGUUGAUAUUGAACGGACAAAGGGAGGACUUGAAAUGCCAAAAAUAAAAAUGUCUUCACUGAAUUUGAAAGGUCCAGAGGUUGAUGUGUCAGAUGCUAAUCUAAAUCUGAAAGGACCUAAAGUAACAGGAGAUGUAGAUGUUAAGUUGCCAACGAUUAAAGGAGACCUUAAAGGUCCAGAUGUGGACAUUGAAGGCCCAGAUGUUGACAUAGAGGGUCACAAAGGUGGACUGAAAAUGCAUAAGUUCAAGAUGCCCUCAUUCGGGAAUAAAGGACCCAAAGACAAAGAUCCAGAUGUCGACAUCAACCUCCCAAAAGCAGAUAUUGAUGUGAAAGCACCGGAUGUUGAAAUUGAAGGAGCAGAUCUUGACAUUAAGGGACCAGAUGCAAAUCUCAAAGGGUCCAAAUUCAACAUGCCCACCAUAUCUGGACCGAAAAUAUCCAUGCCAGAUGUGGAUUUCAACUUGAAAGGCUCAAAACUCAAGGGUGACAUGGAUGUUUCAGGUCCAAAGAUCAAAGGAGAUAUCAAAUCACCUAGAAUUGACAUCAAAGGUUCAGAAGUUGAUGUUGAACGACCAAAGGGAGGAUUUGAAAUGCCAAAAAUAAAAAUGCCUUCACUGAAUUUGAAAGGUUCAAAGGUUGAUGUUCCAGAUGUUAAUCGUAAUCUGAAAGGCCCUAAAGUUCAAGCGGAUGUGGAUGUUAAUCUGACAAACAUUGAAGGAGAUCUAAAAGGUCCAGAGGUGGAGAUUGAAGGCGCAGACAUUGACAUGGAAGGUCAAAAAGGUGGGCUAAGAAUGCCUAAAUUUAAGAUACCUUCAUUUGGAUUGAGAGGCCCCAAUGUGGAAGGUCCAGAUGUUGACAUCAACCUCCCCAAGGCAGACAUUAAUGUGAAAGCACCGGAUGUUGAAAUUGAAGGAGCAGAUCUUGACAUUAAGGGACCAGAUGCAAAUCUCAAAGGGUCCAAAUUCAACAUGCCCACCAUAUCUGGACCGAAAAUAUCCAUGCCAGAUGUGGAUUUCAACUUGAAAGGCUCAAAACUCAAGGGUGACAUGGAUGUUUCAGGUCCAAAGAUCAAAGGAGAUAUCAAAUCACCUCAAAUAGACAUCAAAGGUCCAGAAGUUGAUAUUGAAGGACCAAAGGGAGGAUUUGAAAUGCCUAAAACAAAAAUGCCAUCACUAAAUUUGAAAGGUCCAAAAGUUGAUAUGCCAGAUGUUGACAUAAAUCUAAAAGGUCCCAAGGUUGAAGGGGAUCUGGAUGUUAAUCUGCCAAAGAUUAAAGGAGAUCUGAAAGGACCAGAGGUGGAUAUUGAAGGCCCAGAUUUUGACAUUGAGGGUCACAAAGGUGGUUUCAAAAUGCCUAAAUUCAAGAUGCCGUCAUUUGGCUUAAAAGGUCCGAAAGCGGAAGGUCCAGAUGUUGACAUCAACCUCCCCAAGGCAGAUAUUGAUGUAAAAGCACCUGAGGUUGAUAUUGAAGGAGCAGACCUUGACAUUAAGGGACCAAAUGCCAAACUGAAAGGUCCCAAAUUCAACAUGCCAAGCAUAUCUGGACCAAAAAUAACCAUGCCAGAUGUGGAUUUUAAUUUGAAAGGCCCCAAACUCAAAGGUGAUAUGGAUGUUUCAGGUCCUAAGAUCAAAGGAGAUAUCAAAUCACCACAAAUAGACAUCAAAGGUCCAGAAGUUGAUAUUGAAGGACCAAAGGGAGGAUUUGAAAUGCCUAAAAUAAAAAUGCCUUCACUAAAUUUGAAAGGUCCAAAGGUUGAUAUCCCAGAUGUUGACAUUAAUCUGAAAGGUCCUAAGGUUGAAGGGGAAGUGGAUGUUAAUCUGCCAAAGAUUAAAGGAGAUCUGAAAGGACCAGAGGUGGAUAUUGAAGGCCCAGAUUUUGACAUUGAGGGUCACAAAGGUGGAUUGAAAAUGCCUAAAUUCAAGAUGCCCUCAUUUGGCUUAAAAGGUCCCAAAGGGGAAGGUCCAGAUGUUGACAUCAACAUCCCCAAGGCAGAUAUUAAUUUUAAAGCGCCAGAUGUUGAUAUCGAAGGAGCAGACCUUGACAUUAAGGGCCCAAAUGCCAAACUGAAAGGGCCCAAAUUCAACAUGCCAAGCAUAUCUGGACCAAAAAUAUCCAUGCCAGAUGUGGAUUUCAAUUUGAAAGGCCCCAAACUCAAAGGUGACAUGGAUGUUUCAGGUCCAAAGAUCAAAGGAGAUAUCAAAUCACCUCAAAUAGACAUCAAAGGUCCAGAAGUUGAUAUUGAAGGACCAAAGGGAGGAUUUGAAAUGCCUAAAAUAAAAAUGCCAUCACUAAAUUUGAAAGGUCCAAAAGUUGACAUGCCAGAUGUUGACAUAAAUCUGAAAGGUCCUAAGGUUGAAGGGGACGUGGAUGUUAAUCUGCCAAAGAUUAAAGGAGAUCUGAAAGGUCCAGAGGUGGAUAUUGAAGGCCCAGAUUUUGACAUUGAGGGUCACAAAGGUGGAUUGAAAAUGCCUAAAUUCAAGAUGCCCUCAUUUGGCUUAAAAGGUCCCAAAGGGGAAGGUCCAGAUGUUGACAUCAACAUCCCCAAGGCAGAUAUUGAUGUGAAAGCACCAGAUGUUGAUAUCGAAGGAGCAGACCUUGACAUUAAGGGACCAAAUGCCAAACUGAAAGGGCCCAAAUUCAACAUGCCAAGCAUAUCUGGACCAAAAAUAUCCAUGCCAGAUGUGGAUUUCAAUUUGAAAGGCCCCAAACUCAAAGGUGACAUGGAUGUUUCAGGUCCAAAGAUCAAAGGAGAUAUCAAAUCACCUCAAAUAGACAUCAAAGGUCCAGAAGUUGAUAUUGAAGGACCAAAGGGAGGAUUUGAAAUGCCUAAAAUAAAAAUGCCUUCACUAAAUUUGAAAGGUCCAAAAGUUGACAUGCCAGAUGUUGACAUAAAUCUGAAAGGUCCUAAGGUUGAAGGGGACGUGGAUGUUAAUCUGCCAAAGAUUAAAGGAGAUCUGAAAGGUCCAGAGGUGGAUUUUGAAGGCCCAGAUUUUGACAUGGAGGGUCACAAAGGUGGUUUCAAAAUGCCUAAAUUCAAGAUGCCGUCAUUUGGUAUGAAAGGUACCAAAGGGGAAGUUCCAGAUGUUGACAUCAACAUCCCCAAGGCAGAUAUUGUUGUGAAAGCACCAGAUGUUGAUAUUGAAGGGGCAGACCUUGACAUUAAGGGACCAAAUGCCAAACUGAAAGGUCCCAAAUUCAACAUGCCAAGCAUAUCUGGACCAAAGAUAUCCAUGCCAGAUGUGGAUUUAAACUUGAAAGGCCAAAAACUCAAAGGUGACAUGGAUGUUUCAGGUCCAAAGAUCAAAGGAGAUAUCAAAUCACCUCAAAUAGACAUCAAAGGUCCAGAAGUUGAUAUUGAAGGACCAAAGGGAGGAUUUGAAAUGCCUAAAAUAAAAAUGCCAUCACUAAAUUUGAAAGGUCCAAAAGUUGAUAUCCCAGAUGUUGACAUAAAUCUAAAAGGUCCCAAGGUUGAAGGGGACGUGGAUAUUAAAAUGCCAAAGAUUAAAGGAGAUCUAAAAGGUCCAGAGGUGGACAUUGAAGGCCCAGAUGUUGAAAUUGAAGGUCCUAAGGGUGGACUAAAAAUGCCUAAAUUCAAGAUGCCGUCAUUUGGUUCAAAGGGUGCCAAACUAGAAGGUCCAGAUGUUGACAUCAACCUCCCUAAGGCAGAUGUUGAUGUGAAAGCACCAGAUGUUGAUAUCGAAGGAGCAGACCUUGACAUUAAGGGACCAAAUGCUAAACUGAAAGGGCCCAAAUUCAACAUGCCAAGCAUAUCUGGACCAAAAAUAUCCAUGCCAGAUGUGGAUUUCAAUUUGAAAGGCCCCAAACUCAAAGGUGACAUGGAUGUUUCAGGUCCAAAGAUCAAAGGAGAUAUCAAAUCACCUCAAAUAGACAUCAAAGGUCCAGAAGUUGAUAUUGAAGGACCAAAGGGAGGAUUUGAAAUGCCUAAAAUAAAAAUGCCUUCACUAAAUUUGAAAGGUCCAAAAGUUGACAUGCCAGAUGUUGACAUAAAUCUGAAAGGUCCUAAGGUUGAAGGGGACGUGGAUGUUAAUCUGCCAAAGAUUAAAGGAGAUCUGAAAGCACCAGAUGUUGAUAUUGAAGGGGCAGACCUUGACAUUAAGGGACCAAAUGCCAAACUGAAAGGUCCCAAAUUCAACAUGCCAAGCAUAUCUGGACCAAAGAUAUCCAUGCCAGAUGUGGAUUUAAACUUGAAAGGCCAAAAACUCAAAGGUGACAUGGAUGUUUCAGGUCCAAAGAUCAAAGGAGAUAUCAAAUCACCUCAAAUAGACAUCAAAGGUCCAGAAGUUGAUAUUGAAGGACCAAAGGGAGGAUUUGAAAUGCCUAAAAUAAAAAUGCCAUCACUAAAUUUGAAAGGUCCAAAAGUUGAUAUCCCAGAUGUUGACAUAAAUCUAAAAGGUCCCAAGGUUGAAGGGGACGUGGAUAUUAAAAUGCCAAAGAUUAAAGGAGAUCUAAAAGGUCCAGAGGUGGACAUUGAAGGCCCAGAUGUUGAAAUUGAAGGUCCUAAGGGUGGACUAAAAAUGCCUAAAUUUAAGAUGCCGUCAUUUGGUUCAAAGGGUGCCAAACUAGAAGGUCCAGAUGUUGACAUCAACCUCCCUAAGGCAGAUGUUGAUGUGAAAGCACCAGAUGUUGAUAUCGAAGGAGCAGACCUUGACAUUAAGGGACCAAAUGCCAAACUGAAAGGGCCCAAAUUCAACAUGCCAAGCAUAUCUGGACCAAAAAUAUCCAUGCCAGAUGUGGAUUUCAAUUUGAAAGGCCCCAAACUCAAAGGUGACAUGGAUGUUUCAGGUCCAAAGAUCAAAGGAGAUAUCAAAUCACCUCAAAUAGACAUCAAAGGUCCAGAAGUUGAUAUUGAAGGACCAAAGGGAGGAUUUGAAAUGCCUAAAAUAAAAAUACCUUCACUAAAUUUGAAAGGUCCAAAAGUUGACAUGCCAGAUGUUGACAUAAAUCUGAAAGGUCCUAAGGUUGAAGGGGACGUGGAUGUUAAUCUGCCAAAGAUUAAAGGAGAUCUGAAAGGUCCAGAGGUGGAUUUUGAAGGCCCAGAUUUUGACAUGGAGGGUCACAAAGGUGGUUUCAAAAUGCCUAAAUUCAAGAUGCCGUCAUUUGGUAUGAAAGGUACCAAAGGGGAAGGUCCAGAUGUUGACAUCAACAUCCCCAAGGCAGAUAUUGAUGUGAAAGCACCAGAUGUUGAUAUUGAAGGGGCAGACCUUGACAUUAAGGGACCAAAUGCCAAACUGAAAGGUCCCAAAUUCAACAUGCCAAGCAUAUCUGGACCAAAGAUAUCCAUGCCAGAUGUGGAUUUAAACUUGAAAGGCCAAAAACUCAAAGGUGACAUGGAUGUUUCAGGUCCAAAGAUCAAAGGAGAUAUCAAAUCACCUCAAAUAGACAUCAAAGGUCCAGAAGUUGAUAUUGAAGGACCAAAGGGAGGAUUUGAAAUGCCUAAAAUAAAAAUGCCAUCACUAAAUUUGAAAGGUCCAAAAGUUGAUAUCCCAGAUGUUGACAUAAAUCUAAAAGGUCCCAAGGUUGAAGGGGACGUGGAUAUUAAAAUGCCAAAGAUUAAAGGAGAUCUAAAAGGUCCAGAGGUGGACAUUGAAGGCCCAGAUGUUGAAAUUGAAGGUCCUAAGGGUGGACUAAAAAUGCCUAAAUUCAAGAUGCCGUCAUUUGGUUCAAAGGGUGCCAAACUAGAAGGUCCAGAUGUUGACAUCAACCUCCCUAAGGCAGAUGUUGAUGUGAAAGCACCAGAUGUUGAUAUCGAAGGAGCAGACCUUGACAUUAAGGGACCAAAUGCCAAACUGAAAGGGCCCAAAUUCAACAUGCCAAGCAUAUCUGGACCAAAAAUAUCCAUGCCAGAUGUGGAUUUCAAUUUGAAAGGCCCCAAACUCAAAGGUGACAUGGAUGUUUCAGGUCCAAAGAUCAAAGGAGAUAUCAAAUCACCUCAAAUAGACAUCAAAGGUCCAGAAGUUGAUAUUGAAGGACCAAAGGGAGGAUUUGAAAUGCCUAAAAUAAAAAUGCCUUCACUAAAUUUGAAAGGUCCAAAAGUUGACAUGCCAGAUGUUGACAUAAAUCUGAAAGGUCCUAAGGUUGAAGGGGACGUGGAUGUUAAUCUGCCAAAGAUUAAAGGAGAUCUGAAAGGUCCAGAGGUGGAUUUUGAAGGCCCAGAUUUUGACAUGGAGGGUCACAAAGGUGGUUUCAAAAUGCCUAAAUUCAAGAUGCCGUCAUUUGGUAUGAAAGGUACCAAAGGGGAAGGUCCAGAUGUUGACAUCAACAUCCCCAAGGCAGAUAUUGAUGUGAAAGCACCAGAUGUUGAUAUUGAAGGGGCAGACCUUGACAUUAAGGGACCAAAUGCCAAACUGAAAGGUCCCAAAUUCAACAUGCCAAGCAUAUCUGGACCAAAGAUAUCCAUGCCAGAUGUGGAUUUAAACUUGAAAGGCCAAAAACUCAAAGGUGACAUGGAUGUUUCAGGUCCAAAGAUCAAAGGAGAUAUCAAAUCACCUCAAAUAGACAUCAAAGGUCCAGAAGUUGAUAUUGAAGGACCAAAGGGAGGAUUUGAAAUGCCUAAAAUAAAAAUGCCAUCACUAAAUUUGAAAGGUCCAAAAGUUGAUAUCCCAGAUGUUGACAUAAAUCUAAAAGGUCCCAAGGUUGAAGGGGACGUGGAUAUUAAAAUGCCAAAGAUUAAAGGAGAUCUAAAAGGUCCAGAGGUGGACAUUGAAGGCCCAGAUGUUGAAAUUGAAGGUCCUAAGGGUGGACUAAAAAUGCCUAAAUUCAAGAUGCCGUCAUUUGGUUCAAAGGGUGCCAAACUAGAAGGUCCAGAUGUUGACAUCAACCUCCCUAAGGCAGAUGUUGAUGUGAAAGCACCAGAUGUUGAUAUCGAAGGAGCAGACCUUGACAUUAAGGGACCAAAUGCCAAACUGAAAGGGCCCAAAUUCAACAUGCCAAGCAUAUCUGGACCAAAAAUAUCCAUGCCAGAUGUGGAUUUCAAUUUGAAAGGCCCCAAACUCAAAGGUGACAUGGAUGUUUCAGGUCCAAAGAUCAAAGGAGAUAUCAAAUCACCUCAAAUAGACAUCAAAGGUCCAGAAGUUGAUAUUGAAGGACCAAAGGGAGGAUUUGAAAUGCCUAAAAUAAAAAUGCCUUCACUAAAUUUGAAAGGUCCAAAAGUUGACAUGCCAGAUGUUGACAUAAAUCUGAAAGGUCCUAAGGUUGAAGGGGACGUGGAUGUUAAUCUGCCAAAGAUUAAAGGAGAUCUGAAAGGUCCAGAGGUGGAUUUUGAAGGCCCAGAUUUUGACAUGGAGGGUCACAAAGGUGGUUUCAAAAUGCCUAAAUUCAAGAUGCCGUCAUUUGGUAUGAAAGGUACCAAAGGGGAAGGUCCAGAUGUUGACAUCAACAUCCCCAAGGCAGAUAUUGAUGUGAAAGCACCAGAUGUUGAUAUUGAAGGGGCAGACCUUGACAUUAAGGGACCAAAUGCCAAACUGAAAGGUCCCAAAUUCAACAUGCCAAGCAUAUCUGGACCAAAGAUAUCCAUGCCAGAUGUGGAUUUAAACUUGAAAGGCCAAAAACUCAAAGGUGACAUGGAUGUUUCAGGUCCAAAGAUCAAAGGAGAUAUCAAAUCACCUCAAAUAGACAUCAAAGGUCCAGAAGUUGAUAUUGAAGGACCAAAGGGAGGAUUUGAAAUGCCUAAAAUAAAAAUGCCAUCACUAAAUUUGAAAGGUCCAAAAGUUGAUAUCCCAGAUGUUGACAUAAAUCUAAAAGGUCCCAAGGUUGAAGGGGAUCUGGAUAUUAAAAUGCCAAAGAUUAAAGGAGAUCUAAAAGGUCCAGAGGUGGACAUUGAAGGCCCAGAUGUUGAAAUUGAAGGUCCUAAGGGUGGACUAAAAAUGCCUAAAUUCAAGAUGCCGUCAUUUGGUUCAAAGGGUGCCAAACUAGAAGGUCCAGAUGUUGACAUCAACCUCCCUAAGGCAGAUGUUGAUGUGAAAGCACCAGAUAUUGAUAUCGAAGGAGCAGACCUUGACAUUAAGGGACCAAAUGCCAAACUGAAAGGUCCCAAAUUCAACAUGCCAAGCAUAUCUGGACCGAAAAUAUCCAUGCCAGAUUUGGAUUUCAACUUGAAAGGCCCUAAACUCAAAGGUGACAUGGAUGUUUCAGGUCCAAAGAUCAAAGGAGAUAUCAAAUCACCUCAAAUAGACAUCAAAGGUCCAGACGUUGAUAUUGAAGCACCAAAGGGAGGAUUUGAAAUGCCUAAAAUAAAAAUGCCAUCACUAAAUUUGAAAGGUCCAAAAGUUGAUAUGCCAGAUGUUGACAUUAAUCUGAAAGGUCCUAAGGUUGAAGAGGACGUGGAUGUUAAUCUGCCAAAGAUUAAAGGAGAUCUAAAAGGUCCAGAGGUGGACAUUGAAGGCCCAGAUUUUGACAUUGAAGGUCACAAAGGUGGUUUCAAAAUGCCUAAAUUCAAGAUGCCGUCAUUUGGAAUGAAAGGUCCCAAAGGGGAAGGUCCAGAUGUUGACAUCAACAUCCCCAAGGCAGAUAUUGAUGUGAAAGCACCAGAUGUUGAUAUUGAAGGAGCAGACCUUGACAUUAAGGGACCAAAUGCCAAACUGAAAGGUCCCAAAUUCAACAUGCCAAGCAUAUCUGGACCAAAAAUAUCCAUGCCAGAUGUGGAUUUCAACUUGAAAGGCCCAAAACUCAAAGGUGACAUGGAUGUUUCAGGUCCAAAGAUCAAAGGAGAUAUCAAAUCACCUCAAAUAGACAUCAAAGGUCCAGACGUUGAUAUUGAAGGACCAAAGGGAGGAUUUGAAAUGCCUAAAAUAAAAAUGCCAUCACUAAAUUUGAAAGGUCCAAAAGUUGAUAUGCCAGAUGUUGACAUUAAUCUGAAAGGUCCUAAGGCUGAAGAGGAUCUGGAUGUUAAUCUGCCAAAGAUUAAAGGAGAUCUAAAAGGUCCCGAGUUGGAUAUUGAAGGCCCAGACGUUGACAUUGAGGUGCACAAAAGUGGGUUCAAGAUGCCUAAAUUCAAGAUGCCAUCAUUUGGUUUUAAAGGAUCUAAAGCAGAUGCUGCUGAUGUUGAUGUCAAUCUCCCUAAAUCAAAUAUUGACAUAAAAGCUGCAGAUUUAAACAUAAAAGGAAAAGGAAAGAAAUUCAGAAUGCCAAAGAUUACAAGUCCAAAGGUUUCUAUGCCAGAUAUUGAUAUGAAAACACCUGAGGUUAAUAUAGAAAAAGCAGACGUUGACAUCAAGGGACCAAAUGCCAAACUGAAAGGUCCCAAAUUCAACAUGCCAAGCAUAUCUGGACCAAAAAUAUCCAUGCCAGAUGUGGAUUUCAACUUGAAAGACCCAAAACUCAAAGGUGACAUGGAUGUUUCAGGUCCAAAGAUCAAAGGAGAUAUCAAAUCACCUCAAAUAGACAUCAAAGGUCCAGAAGUUGAUAUUGAAGGACCAAAGGGAGGAUUUGAAAUGCCUAAAAUAAAUAUGCCUUCACUAAAUUUGAAAGGUCCAAAAGUUGACAUGCCAGAUGUUGACAUAAAUCUGAAAGGUCCUAAGGUUGAAGGGGACGUGGAUGUUAAUCUGCCAAAGGUUAAAGGAGAUCUGAAAGGUCCAGAGGUGGAUAUUGAAGGCCCAGAUUUUGACAUUGAGGGUCACAAAGGUGGUUUCAAAAUGCCUAAAUUCAAGAUGCCGUCAUUUGGUAUGAAAGGUCCCAAAGGGGAAGGUCCAGAUGUUGACAUCAACAUCCCCAAGGCAGAUAUUGAUGUUAAAGCACCAGAUGUUGAUAUUGAAGGAGCAGACCUUGACAUUAAGGGACCAAAUGCCAAACUGAAAGGUCCCAAAUUCAACAUGCCAAGCAUAUCUGGACCAAAAAUAUCCAUGCCAGAUGUGGAUUUCAACUUGAAAAGCCCCAAACUCAAAGGUGACAUGGAUGUUUCAGGUCCAAAGAUCAAAGGAGAUAUCAAAUCACCUCAAAUAGACAUCAAAGGUCCAGAAGUUGAUAUUGAAGGACCAAAGGGAGGAUUUGAAAUGCCUAAAAUAAAAAUGCCAUCACUAAAUUUGAAAGGUCCAAAAGUUGAUAUGCCAGAUGUUGACAUUAAUCUGAAAGGUCCUAAGGUUGAAGGGGACGUGGAUGUUAACCUGCCAAAGAUUAAAGGGGAUCUAAAAGGACCAGAGGUGGACAUUGAAGGCCCAGAUUUUGACAUUGAGAGUCACAACAGUGGUUUCAAAAUGCCUAAAUUCAAGAUGCCGUCAUUUGGAAUGAAAGGUCCCAAAGGGGAAGGUCCAGAUGUUGACAUCAACAUCCCCAAGGCAGAUAUUGAUGUUAAAGCACCAGAUGUUGAUAUUGAAGGAGCAGACCUUGACAUUAAGGGACCAAAUGCCAAACUGAAAGGUCCCAAAUUCAACAUGCCAAGCAUAUCUGGACCAAAAAUAUCCAUGCCAGAUGUGGAUUUCAACUUGAAAAGCCCCAAACUCAAAGGUGACAUGGAUGUUUCAGGUCCAAAGAUCAAAGGAGAUAUCAAAACACCUCAAAUAGACAUCAAAGGUCCAGACGUUGAUAUUGAAGGACCAAAGGGAGGAUUUGAAAUGCCUAAAAUAAAAAUGCCAUCACUAAAUUUGAAAGGUCCAAAAGUUGAUAUGCCAGAUGUUGACAUUAAUCUGAAAGGUCCUAAGGUUGAAGGGGACGUGGAUGUUAAUCUGCCAAUGAUUAAAGGAGAUCUAAAAGGUCCAGAGGUGGACAUUGAAGGCCCAGAUUUUGACAUUGAAGGUCACAAAGGUGGUUUCAAAAUGCCUAAAUUCAAGAUGCCGUCAUUUGGAAUGAAAGGUCCCAAAGGGGAAGGUCCAGAUGUUGACAUCAACAUCCCCAAGGCAGAUAUUGAUGUGAAAGCACCAGAUGUUGAUAUUGAAGGAGCAGACCUUGACAUUAAGGGACCAAAUGCCAAACUGAAAGGUCCCAAAUUCAACAUGCCAAGCAUAUCUGGACCAAAAAUAUCCAUGCCAGAUGUGGAUUUCAACUUGAAAGGCCCAAAACUCAAAGGUGACAUGGAUGUUUCAGGUCCAAAGAUCAAAGGAGAUAUCAAAUCACCUCAAAUAGACAUCAAAGGUCCAGACGUUGAUAUUGAAGGACCAAAGGGAGGAUUUGAAAUGCCUAAAAUAAAAAUGCCAUCACUAAAUUUGAAAGGUCCAAAAGUUGAUAUGCCAGAUGUUGACAUUAAUCUGAAAGGUCCUAAGGUUGAAGGGGACGUGGAUGUUAAUCUGCCAAAGAUUAAAGGAGAUCUAAAAGGACCAGAGGUGGACAUUGAAGGCCCAGAUUUUGACAUUGAGGGUCACAAAGGUGGUUUCAAAAUGCCUAAAUUCAAGAUGCCGUCAUUUGGAAUGAAAGGUCCCAAAGGGGAAGGUCCAGAUGUUGACAUCAACAUCCCCAAGGCAGAUAUUGAUGUGAAAGCACCAGAUGUUGAUAUUGAAGGAGCAGACCUUGACAUUAAGGGACCAAAUGCCAAACUGAAAGGUCCAAAAUUCAACAUGCCAAGCAUAUCUGGACCAAAAAUAUCCAUGCCAGACGUGGAUUUCAAUUUGAAAGGCCCAAAACUCAAAGGUGACAUGGAUGUUUCAGGUCCAAAAAUCAAAGGAGAUAUCAAAUCACCUGAAAUAGACAUCAAAGGUCCAGAAGUUGAUAUUGAAGGACCAAAGGGAGGAUUUGAAAUGCCUAAAAUAAAAAUGCCAUCACUAAAUUUGAAAGGUCCAAAAGUUGAUAUGCCAGAUGUUGACAUUAAUCUGAAAGGUCCUAAGGUUGAAGGGGACGUGGAUGUUAAUCUGCCAAAGAUUAAAGGAGAUCUAAAAGGACCAGAGGUGGACAUUGAAGGCCCAGAUUUUGACAUUGAGGGUCACAAAGGUGGUUUCAAAAUGCCUAAAUUCAAGAUGCCGUCAUUUGGAAUGAAAGGUCCCAAAGGGGAAGUUCCAGAUGUUGACAUCAACAUCCCCAAGGCAGAUAUUGAUGUUAAAGCACCAGAUGUUGAUAUUGAAGGAGCAGACCUUGACAUUAAGGGACCAAAUGCCAAACUGAAAGGUCCCAAAUUCAACAUGCCAAGCAUAUCUGGACCAAAUAUAUCCAUGCCAGAUGUGGAUUUCAACUUGAAAAGCCCCAAAUUCAAAGGUGACAUGGAUGUUUCAGGUCCAAAGAUCAAAGGAGAUAUCAAAUCACCUCAAAUAGACAUCAAAGGUCCAGACGUUGAUAUUGAAGGACCAAAGGGAGGAUUUGAAAUGCCUAAAAUAAAAAUGCCAUCACUAAAUUUGAAAGGUCCAAAAGUUGACAUGCCAGAUGUUGACAUUAAUCUGAAAGGUCCUAAGGUUGAAGGGGACGUGGAUGUUAAUCUGCCAAAGAUUAAAGGAGAUCUAAAAGGUCCAGAGGUGGACAUUGAAGGCCCAGAUUUUGACAUUGAAGGUCACAAAGGUGGUUUCAAAAUGCCUAAAUUCAAGAUGCCGUCAUUUGGAAUGAAAGGUCCCAAAGGGGAAGGUCCAGAUGUUGACAUCAACAUCCCCAAGGCAGAUAUUGAUGUGAAAGCACCAGAUGUUGAUAUUGAAGGAGCAGACCUUGACAUUAAGGGACCAAAUGCCAAACUGAAAGGUCCCAAAUUCAACAUGCCAAGCAUAUCUGGACCAAAAAUAUCCAUGCCAGAUGUGGAUUUCAACUUGAAAGGCCCCAAACUCAAAGGUGACAUGGAUGUUUCAGGUCCAAAGAUCAAAGGAGAUAUCAAAUCACCUCAAAUAGACAUCAAAGGUCCAGACGUUGAUAUUGAAGGACCAAAGGGAGGAUUUGAAAUGCCUAAAAUAAAAAUGCCAUCACUAAAUUUGAAAGGUCCAAAAGUUGAUAUGCCAGAUGUUGACAUUAAUCUGAAAGGUCCUAAGGUUGAAGGGGACGUGGAUGUUAAUCUGCCAAAGAUUAAAGGAGAUCUAAAAGGACCAGAGGUGGACAUUGAAGGCCCAGAUUUUGACAUUGAGGGUCACAAAGGUGGUUUCAAAAUGCCUAAAUUCAAGAUGCCGUCAUUUGGAAUGAAAGGUCCCAAAGGGGAAGGUCCAGAUGUUGACAUCAACAUCCCCAAGGCAGAUAUUGAUGUUAAAGCACCAGAUGUUGAUAUUGAAGGAGCAGAACUUGACAUUAAGGGACCAAAUGCCAAACUGAAAGGUCCCAAAUUCAACAUGCCAAGCAUAUCUGGACCAAAUAUAUCCAUGCCAGACGUGGAUUUCAAUUUGAAAGGCCCAAAACUCAAAGGUGACAUGGAUGUUUCAGGUCCAAAAAUCAAAGGAGAUAUCAAAUCACCUCAAAUAGACAUCAAAGGUCCAGAAGUUGAUAUUGAAGGACCAAAGGGAGGAUUUGAAAUGCCUAAAAUAAAAAUGCCAUCACUAAAUUUGAAAGGUCCAAAAGUCGAUAUGCCAGAUGUUGACAUUAAUCUGAAAGGUCCUAAGGUUGAAGGGGACGUGGAUGUUAAUCUGCCAAAGAUUAAAGGAGAUCUAAAAGGACCAGAGGUGGACAUUGAAGGCCCAGAUUUUGACAUUGAGGGUCACAAAGGUGGUUUCAAAAUGCCUAAAUUCAAGAUGCCGUCAUUUGGAAUGAAAGGUCCCAAAGGGGAAGGUCCAGAUGUUGACAUCAACAUCCCCAAGGCAGAUAUUGAUGUUAAAGCACCAGAUGUUGAUAUUGAAGGAGCAGACCUUGACAUUAAGGGACCAAAUGCCAAACUGAAAGGUCCCAAAUUCAACAUGCCAAGCAUAUCUGGACCAAAAAUAUCCAUGCCAGACGUGGAUUUCAAUUUGAAAGGCCCAAAACUCAAAGGUGACAUGGAUGUUUCAGGUCCAAAAAUCAAAGGAGAUAUCAAAUCACCUGAAAUAGACAUCAAAGGUCCAGAAUUUGAUAUUGAAGGACCAAAGGGAGGAUUUGAAAUGCCUAAAAUAAAAAUGCCAUCACUAAAUUUGAAAGGUCCAAAAGUUGAUAUGCCAGAUGUUGACAUUAAUCUGAAAGGUCCUAAGAGUGAAGGGGAUGUGGAUGUUAAUCUGCCAAAGAUUAAAGGAGAUCUGAAAGGUCCAGAGGUGAAUAUUGAAGGCCCAGAUUUUGACAUUGAGGGUCACAAAGGUGGUUUCAAAAUGCCUAAAUUCAAGAUGCCGUCAUUUGGAAUGAAAGGUCCCAAAGGGGAAGGUCCAGAUGUUGACAUCAACAUCCCCAAGGCAGAUAUUGAUGUGAAAGCACCAGAUGUUGAUAUCGAAGGAGCAGACCUUGACAUUAAGGGACCAAAUGCCAAACUGAAAGGUCCCAAAUUCAACAUGCCAAGCAUAUCUGGACCAAAAAUAUCCAUGCCAGAUGUGGAUUUCAACUUGAAAAGCCCCAAACUCAAAGGUGACAUGGAUGUUUCAGGUCCAAAGAUCAAAGGAGAUAUCAAAUCACCUCAAAUAGACAUCAAAGGUCCGGAAGUUGAUAUUGAAGGACCAAAGGGAGGAUUUGAAAUGCCUAAAAUAAAAAUGCCAUCACUAAAUUUGAAAGGUCCAAAGGUUGAUAUUCCAGAUGUUGACAUCAAUCUGAAAGGUCCUAAGGUUGAAGGUGAUCUGGAUGUUAAAAUGCCAAAGAUUAAAGGAGAUCUCAAAGGUUCCGAGGUGGACAUUGAAGGCCCAGAUUUUGACAGUGAGGGUCCCAAAGGUGGAUUGAAAAUGCCUAAAUUCAAGAUGCCAUCAUUUGGCUUAAAAGGUCCCAAUGUGGAAGGUCCAGAUGUUGACAUCAACCUCCCCAAGGCAGAUAUUGAUGUGAAAGGACCAGAUGUUGAUAUCGAAGGAGCAGAGCUUGACAUUAAGGGGCCAAAUGCCAAACUGAAAGGUCCCAAAUUCAACAUGCCAAGCAUAUCUGGACCAAAAAUAUCCAUGCCAGAUGUGGAUUUCAAUUUGAAAGGCCCCAAACUCAAAGGUGACAUGGAUGUUUCAGGUCCAAAGAUCAAAGGAGAUAUCAAAUCACCUGAAUUAGACAUCAAAGGUCCAGAAGUUGAUAUUGAAGGACCAAAGGGAGGAUUUGAAAUGCCUAAAAUAAAAAUGCCUUCACUAAAUUUGAAAGGUCCAAAUGUUGAUGUUCCAGAUGUUGACAUUAAUCUGAAAGGUCCUAAGGUUGAAGGGGAUCUGGAUGUUAAAAUGCCAAAGAUUAAAGGAGAUCUCAAGGGUCCCGAGGUGGACAUUGAAGGCCCAGAUUUUGACAUGGAGGGUCCCAAAGGUGGAUUGAAAAUGCCUAAAUUCAAGAUGCCAUCAUUUGGCUUAAAAGGUCCCAAAGUGGAAGGUCCAGAUGUUGACAUCAACCUCCCCAAGGCAGAUAUUGAUGUGAAAGCACCAGAUGUUGAUAUUGAAGGAGCAGCCCUUGACAUUAAGGGCCCAAAUGCCAAACUGAAAGGUCCCAAAUUCAACAUGCCAAGCAUAUCUGGACCAAAAAUAUCCAUGCCAGAUGUGGAUUUGAACUUGAAAGGCCCCAAACUCAAAGGUGACAUGGAUGUUUCAGGUCCAAAGAUCAAAGGAGAUAUCAAAUCACCUGAAAUUGACGUCAAAGGUGCAACAGUUAAAACCAAUGUUCCAAGUCUUGAUAUUGAUCUAAAGCAUAGUAGUGAACCACCAAAGUUUCCAACGAUACCUGGUUCCAAACCCGCACUACCAAAUGUUGACAUAAAUCUGAAGGGAUCGAAAUUAAAGGGCGAAUUUAAAGGAGAGGGUCAAUUUCCAAAAGCUGAACUGAAAGACAUUGAUGUCUUGGAAGUCACUCCGAAAAAAUCUAAGUUUAAAAUGCCAAAGGUUGGAUUCAAGAGUCCAAAGAUAAAGACCUCAGAACCUGAUAUUAAACUGGAGCAUGGAGAUGUCAACAUUAAAGGAAAGACUGGGAGCCGAGAGGGACUUGAUGUUGACAUUGGUUUGUCUGGUUCAAAAUCUAAAAGUCCCAAAUUUAAGAUCCCAAAAUUUGGCCUCAAGGGCCCAAAUGUUGACAUGCCAGAAGCUGAUCCUUCAAAAUCUGCAAUUGACAUAAAAACCUCAGAUGUCACGUCAGCAGGAGCAGGAUUUGAUGUCGAUAUUCACAGUGGAAAACGUAAAGGAUUAAAAGAUGUGGAUUUAAAUCUGACAGGUCCAAAACUUAAAGGGGAUUUGAAUGUGUCAGUUCCAGAUGUAGAUCUAAACCUGAAAGAAGCCAAUAUAAAAGGUCCAAAGUUUGAAGUUGAGGGACUGAAGGGUGGAUUAGAAAUGCCCAAGAUCAAGAUACCAGCUUUUGGCAUCAAACUACCUCAGCUGGAAAAUUCAAAUGAUACUUUAACCAUUCCAAAUGUUAAUGCUGAUACAGUAACCCCCAAAGUUGACAUUGGUGGAGUUGAUGUUAAAGGCCCCGAGGCAAGUCACAAUGUUAAACUUCCAUCAGUAUCAGGACCCACCUUGCCAGACUUAAACAUUAAUCUUACAGGGCCAAAAACAAAAGGAAAUGUUAAUGUUAAUCUCCCUGAUACUAAUAUUGAUAUCAAAGCACCAAAGACAGAAAUCAAAGGAGCAGGAAAAAUAACACCACCUGAAGUUGAUAUCAAAGGUCCACAUGUUGAUCUUGGUGGUGGCAAAGAUGGGUUUGAAAUCCCUAAAAUAAAAAUGACAUCACUAGACUUUAAAGGCCCCAAAACAGGGAGUCAAGGUGUUGACAUCAACCUUUCCAAAGCCAAAAUAGAUGUUGAUUCCUCUAAAGUAGACUUUAAAGCACCCAAAGUAAAACUGCCAACUGUAUCAGGCCCCGAAUGGGAUAUUAAUCUGAAAGGUUCAAAUGUUGAAGGAAAAGAAAUUAAUGUUAACUUUCCUAAAACAGACAUUGAAAUUAAAGGACCAAAAUUAUCCAUGUCAGAUGUAGACAUGAAUCUUAAAGCUCCUGAUGUUGACAUCAAGGAUGCCAAGGUUCAUACUGGAGGGCCCAAGGUUGGUUUUAAAAUGUCCAAAGUCACACUCCCAUCAGAAUCAGAAGUUGAUGUAAAUUUUGCAAAAGCUGACUUUAACAUUAAAGCACCUGAAGUAAACAUAAAAGGACCAGAAUUUGAUUCCACUGAAGCAAGUCUUGAUGUCCCUGACAUAGAUGUGAAGGGGAAAAAGGGAAAGUUCAAACUUCCAAAAGUGAAAGGAAAAGCAAGGAAGCAAGAAGCUGAUAUUAAAACACCAGAAGUAGACCAGGGUAUUGACACACCGAAUAUUCAUGUGAAAGGGACAAACACUAAGAAGCCUCUUUUUGGUAAACUUCAUUUCCCUGAUGUAGAACUAGAUAUUAAAUCUCCAAAACUAAAAGGUGAUGGAUCUUUAGCUGAAGGAUUUAAAUCACCCGAUGCAAAUGUAUCAUCUGACAGUGCAAAGAUUUGUUUGGAAGGCCCUGAUGUUAAUGUCAAAGGAGGUCCAGAGAUUAGUGCAAGAACUUCAGGACAAUCAGCUAGUGGCCUUCAGUAUCCAGAGGGUACAAUACUAUUUCCAAAAAUCAAAGUGCCAAAGUUUGGCAUUCUUCAGCCUAAGGUGGAAGGCCAAGAUGUUGCAGGAAAAGGAAAAUCAGAUGCAAUGAUGGGUGGAAAAUUAGACCUGGAAGGUGAAUCUGGAGUCAGUUUGUCAGCUAAGGGAAAGUCAGCCUCACUGGAUCUAUUUAAAAAAUCAAAGCACCGAUCUUCCUCUGCCAGUGAUGAAGGUUCUCUUGGAGCUAGCUCUCCUUCAGCUCUUUCAGGAGCUGAAUGUGGUGACAUUUCAAUAGAUGUAGGAGGAACUAAGGUCAAAGGCAAGAAAGGCAAAUUAAAAUUUGGCACAUUUGGAGGUUUUGGAUCUAAGUCCAAGGGCUCAUACGAAGUAACACUUGGAAACGACAAUGAAGGAGAGAUAGAGGGGAGUACAGAUGCUUCUGUACCUCUGAAAAAAUCUAGAUUGUCGUCCUCCUCAAGCAGUGACAGUGGAUCAAGAGGUGCUUUCAGGCUUCCAAAACUUGAGCUAUCGGUUUCUCCAAAAAAAUAAUAGUAAGAUCAAUUAAACCUUCAUGCACUCAAAUACAAUCUCCUAAUGCAGUAUAAGUUUUGAACUUUAGUUCUUUUAAAUUUAAUAGAACAUGCACAAUUAUCUCUGUUUACCUAUGAAUGAUAAUUUUAAAGAAAAUGAAAUAGGAGAGAAUUAGAUUGUUAAAAAAUUCUUCAAACUGUACAUAAGAUAAAUGUAUACUUUUAUUAAUGAAUAUUGUUUUGUACAUAGUCCAGAUUUAUUAAUCUAUUGCAUCACACAAAAUUAUAGGUCAUACGUUUUGUUUCUUCUUUAAAUGAAUGAUUUUUAUUGAAUGGUUGUUACAUAUUCGUAACGAGGGGUCUACUGCAAAGAACAUACAUCACAGUUGUUUCGAAGGAAAAUGCUCUACACACAUUUGAAACACAAUUUUAAUUAGUUUCCAUUUUAGUACAUGUACAAUUAUGUUUUUUUUUUUCUAAGCUUCAAUAGUAGUCAGUGCAGAUUGUAUUUUUGCAAUGUAAUUUUGGCAACCUUCUGAAGAUUCAUAUACUUGUAUAUAGCAUAAUUGCAAGGACAAUCUUUUUGGAAAUUCUUUGAAGUGCUGUGUGUACUUCUGAUUGCUGUCUCUUCAUUUAAGAAAAGUUGUAAUUGCUAAAAUUUUGUGUCACAAUAAAAAUUAAAUUGCUUUGUUUAUUUUAAACUGGUUUCUUAAUCCUGUCAUUUUUACAUUCUAACAGUUAGUAAUCCUUUAUAUUUAAUUUCAUUUUUGACACUUUUUGUUUUGUAUAGACACCUAUUCCGGUCAUGUCACAGUCACAUCUUAAUAUCAUCUGUUUUCAAACAACUUCUUUGCAGGUAGAAAGAUGUAUACCAUUGAUAUUUGAUGGAGAGCAUAAUUUUUUGGAUCCAUGCUUCUGUGUGCAUUCUGCCAACUAAAUGCAAUAAAUGGAUUUAUAGAGAUUA